Miscanthus lutarioriparius is the source of this 531-nucleotide messenger RNA. Lineage: Eukaryota; Viridiplantae; Streptophyta; Magnoliopsida; Poales; Poaceae. The record is from the annotation of a GenBank genome assembly.
AUGGCGGACGAGACAGCGGCGCCGCUGCUCCCCUCAGCUACCCUCAUUGCCGACGCGCCACGCCGGAACAGGUUUGCCUUCGUCUGCGCCACGCUCGCCUCCAUGACCACCAUCCUCAUGGGUUACAAUCUCGCGCUGAUGAGCGGCGCGCAGCUGUUCAUCCGGGAGGACCCGGGCCUCUCCGACGUGCAGAUCGAGGUGCUGACGGGGUCCAUGAACCUGUUCAUGCUCGUGUCCAUCCUCGGCCCUGGAUGGGCGGCCGACCUCCUGGGCCGCCGGGGCACGCUCGUGCUUGCCAAUGCCUUCCUCAUGGCCGGAGCGCUCGCCAUGUCGGCCGGCAGCAGCUACGCCGCGCUCGUAGCCGCGCGCUUCGUCACCAGCGUCGGGGUUGGGUUCGCCCGCGUCGUCGCGCCGGUGUACAACGCCGAGAUCUCGCCGGCGUCCACGCGCGGCGUCCUGUCGUCCUUGCUAGACGUUCGUACACAUAUGCCGGCAUGCGGCAUCGUUUUUUUACCUUUUUACAAAGCUUGA